AGCAACAACAUUUUAUUCAUUUUACCAGGAAAAAAAAAGAAAGUAACAUAUCAGGAAAGGGCACCAGAACAAUAGACGAAGCCAAAAUGAGCCGGAAAAGCAAGAGGAGUUUAAAGGAGAAAUUUGCCUUGAAGAACAGCUCAGUUAAAGAAGCCCUGUCUGAAUUCCUGGGAACUUUUUUACUGAUAGCCCUUGGAUGUGGGUCUGUGGGACAGGCUGUCCUGAGUCGAGGAGCCCACGGUGGGCCCAUGACAAUAACCAUUGGAUUUGCAACAGCAGUUAUCAUAGCAGUGUACGUGACUGGGGGUAUUUCUGGUGGUCACUUAAACCCUGCUGUUUCAUUAGCCAUGUCCGUGACUGGAAGAUUAAAAUGGACCAAAUUACCAAUUUACAUAUUAGCACAACUCCUGGGAGCAUUUGUUGGAGCAGCAGCUGUCUUUGGGAUUUAUUAUGAUGCCUUUAUGCAGUAUAGCAAUGGAACCCUUGAAGUCACAGGACCUAAUGCAACAGCACAUAUCUUUGCAACAUAUCCAGCUCCGUAUCUGUCCCUCAUAAAUGGAUUUGCAGAUCAGGUGAUGUCAACAGCUGUUCUUCUUCUGGCUGUAUUUGCUAUUUUUGACACUAGAAAUAACAGCGUCCCAAAGGGCCUAGAGCCAAUUGCAAUAGGACUUCUUAUAAUUGUUCUUACUUGCUCCUUGGGAAUGAACAGUGGCUGCGCCAUGAACCCAGCCAGGGAUCUAGGUCCAAGGCUCUUCACAGCUGUUGCAGGAUGGGGGAUGGAAGUAUUCACGGCUGGAAAUAAUUGGUGGUGGGUCCCUAUAGUUGCACCUAUGCUGGGAGGUGUACUUGGAGCAAUGGUCUACAUUGUUUUUAUUGAAAUUCAUCACUCAGAUACUCAGACAGAAGAAAAUGAUGUGCAUGAUAAAUAUGAACUGACCAAUAUGGAGUAAGAAGUGAAGAAUUUUCUCUCUCCUUUUGUUGUGCAGAUCUUAUGCAAAUUAUUUUUUUGACCAUUUUAUAAAAUCUAUAUGCCUCAACUAGGAAUUCACAUUUCAGAGCAGAAAAUCUAUACGAAAGGCAAAUAAAAAAAAAAACUUACCUCUUUCCAUGAAACAUCAGACUGAUCACUGUGAAGGGCUCAGGCUGAGAGAGUGGGGUUAUUCAGCCUGGAGAAGAAAAGGAUCCAGAGAGACCAUAUAGCAGCAUUCUAGUACCUAAAGAGUCCCACAAAAAAGUUGUAGAGGAAUUUUAAACAAGGACACAUAAUGAUAGGAUAAGGGGUAAUGCCUUCAAACUGAAAGACAGGAGAUUUAGAUUAGAUAUUGGGAAGUUCUCCCUUGUGAGGGUGGUGAGGCACUGGCACCAGUUGACCAGAAAGGAUGUGACUAUCCCAUCCCUGGAACUCUUCAAAGCCAGACUGGAUAAGGCUUUCAGCAACCUGGUCUAGUGGAAGGAUGGGUCUAGAAGUCCCUUCCAUUCUCUGAUUCUAUGAUUGUAAGGGUAAAUUGUCCUUUUCAUAUGGCUUUCAGAUCAAGAUGAAACUGUAGUAAGAUGGACCUGUUAAUUCAACACAUAUGAUCUUAAUCAUGUUGCCUAAUUAACUGAAAAUAGAUGACAGGUUAUUAUGAAACUGCAUAACUAGGUAGUUAAUUAGUUUAGAGCUGAAUUAAUAUGCAAGAGCAUUGCUCACUUCUUACAGCCAUUAUUUAAAAAUGGCUUAUCUGAAAAUUAAAAACAAUAGCCAAAUUGCUUAAAGGUCAGUUGAAGCAGUUUUAAAUAACUUUAUGGAGCCACUAACUGAACAGCAAGCAACCAACUCAUCAGUGAUGAAGUUUGGUAACUCAGAAUAUGAUGACAAAUGGGAAAAACUGUGUAUUGUAAGAUAAACACCAAAAAGACAGAGGUCCACUUCUGCACAGAGGUAGUGCAUUUGUGUGGCCGGGGUUUGGUAGUGGAGGGCUACAUGGAGGUUUUUUGGGUUUGAGUUUUUUUUUUUUCUUUAAAAAAACCUACUGGAAGCUUCCCCAGUAUCUGAUAGGGCCAGUGCCAGUUGGCUCUGAGAUAGGCCUGCCACUGACCAAGGCCUGGCCAAUUAGUGAUAGAGGUAAUGCCUCUGUGAUUAACAUAGUGGGUAAGUGGAAGAAGUUGCUGCGCAGAAGCAGCAGCAGAAGGGAGUCAGAAUGUGAGAACAACAUCUCUGCAGACAUCAGCAUCACUGGAGAAGGAGGGAGAGGAAGUGCCCAGGCACUGGAAGAGAGACUCCCCUGUGACCUGUGGUGCAGCCCAUGGUGAGGCAGGCCCUGCCUCUGCAGUCCAUGAUGGUCCACAGUGGAGCAGAGGUCCACCUGCAGCCCAUGGAGGACCCCACGGCAGAGCAGGUGGAUGCCCAAGGAAGACUGUGACCCUGUGGGAAGCCCGUGUUAGAGCAAGUUCCUGCCAGGACCUACAAACCUGUGGAGAGAGGAGUCCACACCCCACCAGGUUUCCUGUCAGGCCUGUGGAGGACCCACACUGCAGCAGUUACUUCCUGAAAGACUACUUCCCCCUGUGGAGUAGACCCACAUUGGGGCAGUUUGUGAAGUACUGUACCCCAUGGGAAGGACCAACACUGGAGAAGAUCAUGGAGGACUAUCUCCCAUGGAGGGACCCCACACUGUAGCAGUGGGAAGUGUGAGGAGGUCUCACCCUGAGAGGAAGCAGCAGCAAAGACCAUCUGUGGUGAACUGACCCACCAUUCCUUAUCUCCACGUGCUGCUGCAGUGGAGGAGAUAGAAACCCGGGAAGAAGGGAGGGGUGAGGGGAGGUGUUUUAAGAUUUAGUUUUUAUUCCUUAUUUCAUUACUCUGUUAUG
Colius striatus (speckled mousebird) is the source of this 2850-nucleotide messenger RNA. It is a transcript of the gene AQP9, whose product is annotated as aquaporin 9. The record is from RefSeq and is a predicted model, not a curated record. Gene Ontology annotation, cellular component: basolateral plasma membrane; plasma membrane. Gene Ontology annotation, molecular function: urea transmembrane transporter activity; glycerol channel activity; water channel activity. The transcript is spliced from 7 exons. The coding region runs from base 87 to 950 and encodes 287 amino acids. Gene Ontology annotation, biological process: water transport; glycerol transmembrane transport. Lineage: Eukaryota; Metazoa; Chordata; Aves; Coliiformes; Coliidae.